This is a messenger RNA of Vigna radiata var. radiata (mung bean), 3614 nucleotides long. RefSeq lists its product as uncharacterized. The coding region runs from base 2331 to 3305 and encodes 324 amino acids. The record is from RefSeq and is a predicted model, not a curated record. Gene Ontology annotation, molecular function: protein binding. The transcript is spliced from 7 exons. Lineage: Eukaryota; Viridiplantae; Streptophyta; Magnoliopsida; Fabales; Fabaceae.
GAACGUGCAGAAGGGGAAGACCUUCUAUGACUUCUUCUUCAAUACCAGGCUCGUCAAAUCCACAAUUGUGCAUUUUCAGGGUAUUUAAUUUGUAUUGUUCUUCUACACACGGACUGAAUUAAAGGCGACUUCCCUCUAUUAAGGAUUUAGAUAGGAUCUCUUUUGUAUUUUACGUGUAUAAUUUCUCAUCCAAAUUUAACCUUUGUAUAUUUUUAAGGUUAUCAUAUGGAAACCUUUUUUCUCUUGAACAUAAUAUAUUAUAUCAUUAAUUGAUCUGUCCGGGAAAAUUUUAUGCUGUGCCCGGAUUUCUUUAGAAAAGGAAUUGAAUCUUCUUUUAGAGGAUUUUUCUGAUAAAGAUGUUUCAGCAGUUUUCUUAUCAUUUGCCUUUAAGGCUUUUUACCCAGAAUUUUUUUCACGGAUCCUCUUUCUUUUCUCCCCUUCCGUUUACAGUCUGUUUGUUUAUUAAACUUUCUUUAAUAUAAUCAAAGGAGUCGAUUUUCAAGAGAAUAUCUUCGAUAGAUGCCAGAAAUUCUUUUCUCCAGACAAGACUGUUUCACUAUAAUUUAUGGGUAUGGAUGCAUAAGGCCAUGCUAUGACUUGACAUGCUUAAAAGUUUGGUGAUUUCCUAUAAACAGAUUUUGUUCCAUGAAUAUGCUUAUAAACAGAUUCUGUUCCAUGUGUAAUAUGCGUACUUGCAAUAUAGUGAUGGACACAAACAGCACCUACCCACAUCUACAUGCGACACUUUGGAUUAGACUAGCAGAGGUUUAUCGACUUCUUCCAUUUUUUUUCCAACACUACCAUAAUGAUUUUGUGUUGUAUUACACCAAUAUUGUUUCUUAGUGGAACUAGCAGAGUCUUCCACUAUUAAAGUUAGCCUACCUUACCUUUAUUUAUUUUUCGUCGAGCCAAAUAUGUUAUUGGUUGAUGUGCUUUCUUGUUGGGUUGCCGGAUGAGACAGCUUACAUGGUUGACAGAUUGUCUUGUAUAUACUCUUUUUACUUUUAAGAGUGAAUUUAGCUUUCUUAUCUACUACUAGAGUGACUUAAGACUAUAACAGUAGUUAGUAAGUUUUGUACCUUAUACGGUUGAAAAAUAAGCUAUACUGAAUUCUGCAGCUUGAAUAGUCUUGAAUAAUUCAAUGUUUGUUUGUUUGCUAAUUUUUAUGUAUGAUCAAUCCCUUACACUUAUGCUAAUUCUUCUCUAUAAUUGAUAUCUAUUUGUGAAAUUAGUAGCUGUAGCCCUGUUUUUUUUUCCUGCAAUUUAAUUUAUUACUUAACCUGUUUUUGCAUUUCGGCCCUCUAUUUAUCUCUUUAUGUCAGCUUUUAAAGCAGGUGGAAAGUGAGCAGCGUGGCAGGACAUUAUAAUAUGGUAUGAUAGGAAAAUAUCUGACCAGAUCUGAGAGGGCUCUAACAAUAUCUAUUAUUAGUUAGUGUUGAUUUUUUCCUUGUCGAAGAGAGGGUUUUACCUCUUGAUCCUUCAUUCUUAGUUGUGUAUUUCUACAUAUGCUUAGUUGUGUUCUACAUUCUUAUUGUCUAUAGAAUAGUAAUAAUUUAAUUACUGUUUAUUGUACAUUUAGUCCUUUUCAUACCUAGAUAGUUUGUAACCUUACUAGUGAUGUAAAUGUUAGCAUUAACAUGGAGAUAAUUCAUACUGUAUAGAACUGUGCUAGUUUGAUAAAUUCUGUUGUAUUUUAGAAAAAUUAUUAUUCCGCAUCAUUAUCAUGUAGCAUUUUAUUAUUUGUUUAAAACACGCAUAAUCAAGUUUUCUUCGGAACUUUUGUAUUCUUACCCGCUUUCCUAUUGGAGAUCAUGAUGUGUCAGUGAUUGUUGAUUUAUAUGAAAUUACACAAUCACUAGGUGUUCACACAUGAUUAGAACGAUAACCUUUUUUUGUUCUCUGCCUGUCUUGUUCUCCCUCCAGGAACCAGAGUCAUCCAUUUUAGUUUGGCCACUGGCAUGCAUCAUGUCCAUAUUUAAUACCAAUCACUUGACUUCUGCCUCUUUUGUAAUAACGGAAAUGACAAAGAUGUACAGCUUUUUCUACUUUCUACAAUUCUGAGCUUAAGUCCAAUGUCACCUGACACAUACACAGACUCUGAAUCAGUUAGGAGCCACAGUAUACUAAAACAACAGCUUAAUUCUACAACACUUCGAUAUCGUAUACCCUACUACUCUGUGUUCUAAUAAUUAGAUUAAUUGUUAUUUGAUAGAAAUAUUUAUAAUCAAUGACCAUGUUCUAUUCUAGACCUUGGUGCUUUGAGGGAUAUUGGUGGCUUGUCUAGCAUACUAUAUUUUCUCUUGCUUUUUCCCUGUUGGGUAUGGAUAUUAAUGUCAUCAAUAUAUUUGUUGUCUGUGCAGCUGAGGAACUUGUUGUGGGCGACUUCGAAGCAUGAUGUCUAUCUUAUGCAAAACUACUCUGUGAUGCACUGGUCCGCAGUAUUACGAAGGGCUAAAGAAGUGCUUAACGUAGCCAAACCAAUUGUUCCAAGUCUUAAGCGUACUGGAUUUUUGGCGCAGCCACUCUCUAGAGUGCAAAUAAGCACCAUGACUGUUAAGGAAAAUCUGAUGGUGGCAGGUGGUUUCCAUGGUGAGCUUAUAUGCAAGAAUUUGAAGAAGCCUGGAGUUCUAUUUUGUGGUAAAAUAACUACAGAUGAUAAUGCCAUAACCAAUGCUGUGGACGUUUACCGCAAUCCAGCUGGGUCGUUGAGGGUCAUCACAGCAAAUAAUGAUUCCCAAGUUCGGGUUUUUGAAGCAGAGAAUUUUGCUUCUCUUGGUUGUUUCAACUAUGAUUGGUCUGUUAAUAAUAUUUCGGUUAGUCCGGAUGGGAAGUCGUUAGCUGUACUUGGGGACAGUACAGAGUGCUUGAUAGCUGAUGCUAACACUGGAAAGAUUACUGGAAGCUUGAAAGGUCACUUGGACUACUCUUUUGCAUCGGCGUGGCACCCAGAUGGACGGAUAUUAGCUACUGGGAAUCAGGACACAACUUGCAGGUUGUGGGACAUAAGAAAUCUUUCACAGUCUAUGGCUGUGUUAAAGGGAAGAAUGGGUGCAAUAAGAGCCUUAAGAUUCACAUCUGAUGGACGGUUUCUGGCCAUGGCUGAGCCUGCAGACUUUGUCCAUGUUUAUGACUCUCAUUCUGGUUAUGUAGAAGGUCAAGAGAUAGAUCUAUUUGGUGAGAUUGCCGGUAUAUCCUUUAGCCCAGACACAGAGGCUCUAUUUGUGGGCAUUGCUGACAGAACCUAUGGUAGCUUGUUAGAGUUCGUCAGAAAGCGUUACAAUUAUUACCUAGACUCCAUUUUUUAAUGGAGUGCUGUGCCUCAACGCAUGUACAGCGAUCUACUCCGUCUGCAUAUACACCACAGAAUUUCUAAAAUAGGUUUUCUUUUUCUUUUGAAGUGGAGAGCCAAGAUGUAAAUUUUGGCUCCAGGAAACUAUUUUUGUGAUUUUUUUUUUUUUUACUGUUUAAGCAGCUCAUUAUAUUUGCCUCAGAGAAUGUCCUUGCUUGCUAUUGUAUAUUGAAAACAAUAAGCAACAUACUUAUUUUUCCCAACUCUAACCUCAACUUUUACAUUAAAUUUUAAAUGAGUAUAAUGCCGAACACGUUUAUUAUCA